AGUCCACGCAUAUACCCGCAGAAGUAUACACUGCUGUACCUUGCAACAAACAAAUAAACGUGCGGCAGUUCCAUAUCUUUCCUAUUUCUGAUUGACCUCUAUCACAAGCUUAUCGGUUUUGUACAGAUUUCCAAUGGUCACUUGUCUUCUUAAAACAUCGAGGGAUUCCAAUCCCCUUUUGUAACAAUCGUCGAUUUUCGCUGGAUCUUGCAGCGAUUUAUUUUGUUGAAAUUCGUAUCGAAUUUUCCGCAAUGCGUAUUCUCUGGAAAAUAUGAAUUAAAGGGUGUACUUAUUUGUAAUAAAUAAAACCGAUGAUAUGAUUUCGUUCUAGAAAGGAAUGUUGCAAGAUGUUACAUAGUGUAAAUAAGUAUUAAUUACAUACUGCAUUGUAGAUUGAACAUGACUUUUAGGUUAGAACAAGUAAAACCAUUUAGUUCAACCAAGAACGCGAAAGACAGAUAUAAACGAAAAUUAUAAUAAAGCGAGAAAUAGACUUAAUUAUUGUUUGAUAUACCUGUAGUUAUAACUGCACCACUUCUUACUUUCUUUUAUUAGAUUCCGAUAAAGCUCUAAAAUUGCUGUGCGACUACACGCCAUGUUUUCAUCUAGGUUGGCACUACUUGCGUUGUUCUUUGGUCGAUUUUUGAGUACAAUCGCGUCGACUGCUGUUUUUUGCUCAGCCUUUGCGAUCACACCGGUAGAGAGAAUAUUUGUUAUGUUUCUGUUAGAAAAUAUAAUGUGCUGAUGACAGUGAUUUAAACAACCGUAUUUUUGUUUGCAUAACAAAUUGUCAAUAUGGGAAUACGAGUGUAUCGUAUUCUGCUAGCUGCAGAAAAAUAUAAGAGGAAAAUAAUCUGUAGAACGUAUUCCACAGCCCCUGAAGCGAACAAGUCUUUGGGAUCCAUAGAACUGCUGGGACAAAAAUAUCCAACAGACGACUGGACUAAUAUAACUCCAAAAAUCAUUUCCAAAUUGGGCAAGAACUUGCAUGUGACCAAGAAUCAUCCUCUCUCACAUGUCAGACAGUGCAUCGUCAACCACUUUUACAGAACUUACAGCAAUCGUGUAGGAAACCCUUUAUUCAGUGUCUAUGACAAUUUGAGACCAAUCGUCACCACUGCUCAAAAUUUUGAUUCGUUACUGGUGCCUCCAGAUCAUCCCAGUAGAAAAAAGAGCGACUGCUAUUUUGUAAAUCAGGAAACUUUGCUAAGAGCUCACACCACUGCUCACCAAGCUGAACUGAUUGCAAUGGGCCUGGAUAACUUUCUAGUUAUUGGUGAUGUUUAUCGAAGAGACGAAAUUGACUCCACGCAUUACCCAGUUUUCCACCAAGUUGAUGGUGUGAGACUAUGCACCACAGAAGAAGUCUUUCAAAAUGUUAAGGAUUCUAACAAGUUGAGUAUUUUUGAGCACAGAGGUGUUGAAAGUGCUGAUAAGCAAGCAUGCCAUUCCUUGGAGUCGGUUAAAAUUAUGGAACAUGAUUUGAAGCAGGCACUUGUUGGUUUGGCCCAAUCACUAUUUGGCAAAGAUAUCAAGUACCGAUGGGUAGAUCAGUACUUUCCCUUUACUCAUCCAUCUUGGGAACUAGAAGUUUUUUUCAAUAACAAUUGGCUAGAGGUACUUGGCUGUGGAAUAAUUCGUCAAGAAAUUUUACAGAAGGCCGGUACUGUGGAUAGGAUUGGAUGGGCUUUUGGUCUAGGUCUUGAGAGGCUUGCCAUGUGUUUGUAUUCUAUUCCUGACAUAAGACUAUUUUGGAGCACUGAUCCUGGUUUCUUAAAUCAAUUCAUUACUGACGAUGUCAAUAAAGCAAUUACAUACAAGCCUGUGAGUAUCUAUCCACAGUGCUACAAUGACAUCAGCUUUUGGCUACCUCAAGAUACUCCAUACUGUUCAAAUGACUUUUAUGAUCUUGUUAGAGAAAUUGGAGGAGACAUGGUUGAGCAAAUCAUGUUGAUUGAUGAAUUUGUUCACCCAAAGACAAAAAAGGCUUCCCAUUGUUACAAAAUUGUAUAUAGACAUAUGGAGAAGGUUCUCAGUCAAGAAGAGGUAAAUCAAAUUCACAAGCAAAUAGAAAAAGCAGCUGCAGAACAGCUAAAUAUAGUGAUUCGGUAACUCCAUUUCACAAUUGGUAAUUCAUGAUUUUGUAAUAUAUUGUAUAAUAAUUAAAGACAUAAGAACGAAUAUAUUAUUUUUAUUUCUCCAUAAAUUAAUUACAAAUAUAUGAUACAUUAAACAAAA
This is a messenger RNA of Nasonia vitripennis (jewel wasp), 2238 nucleotides long. It is a transcript of the gene PheRS-m, whose product is annotated as probable phenylalanine--tRNA ligase, mitochondrial. The transcript has 4 exons. Gene Ontology annotation, biological process: phenylalanyl-tRNA aminoacylation. Lineage: Eukaryota; Metazoa; Arthropoda; Insecta; Hymenoptera; Pteromalidae. Gene Ontology annotation, molecular function: phenylalanine-tRNA ligase activity; ATP binding; tRNA binding. The record is from RefSeq and is a predicted model, not a curated record. Gene Ontology annotation, cellular component: mitochondrion; cytoplasm. The coding region runs from base 796 to 2112 and encodes 438 amino acids.